CGCUGUUCAUUGAACGCUGCCGCUACGAUUGCGACACGUCGCAUCGAUUAAAAACCCACCCAGCUCAGUUUUUGUGCAGCCCAGCCCGGUUUUCCUUGGACCGAUUAAUGCCGAUUCAAUUGAAACCCAAUUGCCGGUUUUUCAAGUCUGAAUUUUUGUUUUACUUUUGAAAUAUUUUGAUAUCUGUGCAUGCAACAGAAUUGUGACACGUCAACCUAGGAGUUUUAGAGUUGCUGUCGGAAUCAAGCUUGUACACGUUUCGAGUAUUUGACGGUCCGAUUUUGGGAGAAUUAUGCUGAACCGUUGGAUCUGCAAGAUUUCAUGGAUUUGCAAGAUUCCUUUGCAACUAGGGUUUUAUGUGCAAGGAUAGACGAAACCUUCUGGGGAGACUUUAAAUUGAAAUGAAGUUAAAGCUUUGAAUAUCCAAAUUCCAUUGUCAACGUUACUUUGAUACGAUGGAAUUUUCAAGAUGCAGACCCAAUGUUGAUUUGUUCACAAUAGCUCGAUUGUGGUAUCUGGACGAUAUUAGAGAGCUAUUAUCAGUUGCAAACAUGUCUCUUAUGAGGAACUCUUGUUUUGGCCAUUUAUUCGACAUAGGUCCUCUAAAUUUUCAGGGAGAAUUGUUAAUGUUGUUGUGCAAGAGGCUACAUUCUAAUAGCUUAGAUCUUAAUACACUAUUGUUUAAGUUUGGUGAUCGCACUGUCGAAUUUGGACGUUCAGAAUUUUGUUUAUUGACAGGACUGAAAUUUAGUGGUAGUUUUAUACUCCCUAAUGAAUCGGAAUUCCAUUCUACCGCAUUUGCGAGUCGUUCCACAGUGUUUUUUGGUGAAAUUGAAACUGAAUUUCGGAAUGAAUGCGCUAUAAGUGGAGGUAAUUCAGCAAGGAGUCUGAAGUUAGCAUACGCAUUCAUUAUUUACGGUUUAUUUCUGAUGAAUAACCCUCACAAUGGAAGAGUAGAAUUGGGUUACAUGCAUAUAUUGGAUGAUCUGGAUAAGUUUAAUGAUUUUCCGUGGGGUCAUGUCGCGUACGAGUAUCUUGUGAAAUCUACACAUAUGUUGAAGAGACAGUUGUCUACAUUAGCACAUGAAAGUGGGAACGUGACAUUCGAAGCGUAUGGAUUUGUCUUUGCCUUAAAAUGUUGGGCUUACGAAGUAAUUCCGCCGCUAGCUACAGUUUGUGCAGAGUUGAAUAUAGAGCACUUAGCAUCAUUUCCUAGAAUGCGCAGAUGGUCGGCUACUUCAGAUUUGAAGUCCAUUGGCGAGGGUUUGACAAAGUUCUUCCUGCCAGAUCAGGGUUGUGACCCCGUUCCCAUGUCAUUGUCUUCAACGGAAAUUAUAAGAUUGACAGAACUUGGCAUCUCUUCGCCUUUGGUUGCAUCGCCUCCUUCAUUUAAUCUAUCAAGGAGCGUAGGGCGGAAGCUUGAGUUCAGUAGUGUCGAGCGUUGUGAACCAAGCUCUAAGAAUCAACCACGCAAGAGGAAGAGUUCAGGUCUUGGCAGCUCACCAUUGAGCAAUCCGUCUACGAAGUCAAAGGCUGGUGUUUCUUCUUCGAUGAAAAAAGCAAAGGCCCCGAAGAAAUAUAUGCCGCAAAAUAAAUUGAAGGGGAAAUUGGGAUGCUAUCCUAACAAUGGAACACCGCCUAGUGAAGGCAAUUCGAAUGCAAAUGUUUUGACACCUGAUAAUGAUACCAUCAGUCGCAAUGGUGAAAACAACGAGUUAAGAUUCUUGAUCCUAAGCUUGAAAGGUCAAAUGAAAUGCCUAGAAGAAUUCAUGGACUUGAAAUUCAAAAUGAUAGAAGGUUCAAUUGAUAAGCUGUCAUUUAAGGCCGCAUGUUCGGGUUCGGCGAAAGUUGGUUUUGUGAAUGGCGAAGUGGCUAACGGUGGUGCUGUGGUGGACGAGUAUGUUGAUGUUGAUGCAUCUCCACAAAUUCAUAAUCCCUUUGCUGUUAAAUGCGAAGAUGUUGGUGCAUCUUCGAGUAGAGCCGAGGUCAACAAUGAGGAUCUGAAGGGUGGGCAGGUUGCACAUGAUCCCAAUGACCUCGACUUGUCGUAUACCGAAUUGAAGCCUUAUCUUGCGUGGACAAACAAAACAGAUAAUUGUAGCAGAGAUAAUCAUGUACUUCUCCCAACGAACAUCUUGCGGUAUGCGGAUUUGAGUUGGUUCAAUACCUUGUGGAGGCAUGAUGGUUGGCUGGAAAACACGCACAUAGAUGCUCUUAUAAACUUACUUAUCAUCCGUUUCGAUAAGGGUUCUACGACACCCCGACGUAGGUGGACAUGCAUGGAAGUUUCUUGUUGGCAAGCUCUCACCAAAAGCAAGAUAGAAGAUAUUGUUCCUGUUGUUAUGCCUUACGUACGUGGGAGUCGGCCGAUAAGUGGCGGAUUACAAUGGAUAAACGCUAGCCAUGUAUUCGGAAUUGCGAACAUCAACAACUGCCAUUGGGUGUUCUUUGACAUCUCUCUAGAACAGCAAGUCAUCACCGUUUAUAAUUCGGUGGCCCAAGAUUGGGACUUCGUCUUGGCACAUUUUGAAAAUGUCCGUAAGAACUUACCCAUUAUCUGCGGUAUGGGUGGUAUGUGGGAGCAUUCGAAACUGCCGAGGAAACCCUUGAAUUAUGUGUGGGACGUCGUUGAAUACCCCAACCCGCCACGGCAGCUUAAUGAACACGAUUGCGGUGUAAUGGCUUUGAAAUACAUGGAGUGCACUGCAUUUGGCGUUCCCGUUACAAAGCUGAUGGCAAAGCGUUGUGACAAAUUUCGCCGGAGAUAUUGCGCGAAGCUCUUUGAGCUAUCGGAAGAGCAAAAGCGAAAUAGCAGCGAAUAAUGGGGGUGUGACAAGCUUUUGAUUAUUUGACCGUGACUUUGAAGUGUCUAACAUGAAUCCAUUUUGUUGGCUGAAUGUGUUUCUAUUUAUUGACCUAAGCAUAUAAUUGCAGACCUGAUAUGCUUGACUAACGUGUAUGUUAUUGCAAACCUAUUAGGCUUGAGUUUAAGGAUGUUUGUUGUUACUGUUUCAUCUGGUCCUUUUCUUCUGCUAAUUUAUGUAAUCA
Salvia miltiorrhiza (redroot sage) is the source of this 3048-nucleotide messenger RNA. RefSeq lists its product as uncharacterized. Lineage: Eukaryota; Viridiplantae; Streptophyta; Magnoliopsida; Lamiales; Lamiaceae. The coding region runs from base 456 to 2822 and encodes 788 amino acids. Gene Ontology annotation, molecular function: cysteine-type peptidase activity. Gene Ontology annotation, biological process: proteolysis. The transcript has 7 exons. The record is from RefSeq and is a predicted model, not a curated record.